Seriola aureovittata is the source of this 7551-nucleotide messenger RNA. It is a transcript of the gene phrf1, whose product is annotated as PHD and ring finger domains 1. The transcript is spliced from 19 exons. The record is from RefSeq and is a predicted model, not a curated record. Bases 190 to 5490 code for a protein of 1766 amino acids. Lineage: Eukaryota; Metazoa; Chordata; Actinopteri; Carangiformes; Carangidae.
UCUCACAUAAACGGAUACUGUCUCUUUAAGAGUCACACUCGUCUGAGUGUACUCGGCCAUUUCCGUCUCUUGCCAGCCGGCGGUGUCACUCAACAACCGUGGAGACUUCAAAUCACUCCAAACAUACCACACACUGCUGAAUAGGAAAAGCUGUCACAAAUUGUUCCGCUGUACUUCUGAUGAUCAGCCAUGGAUGAAGAUGACAGCCAAGAUGAGCUGAUCAACCGCAGUGCUUCCCACAGCAAAGGAAAAAGGGCUGCCUUGUGGGCCAUCUCAGAUGACUCGGAUGAUGUUGAAGAGGAGUCUGAGGAGGGAGAAUCUGACAGUGGUGAGGAAGAUGAGGAGGAUCAUCUCGAUGGAGAGGAUGUAGAUGAUGAAGAGGAAGAAGAAGGAAAUGAAGAAGAAGAUGAUGAGGAAGAGGAGGAAGAUGUUAAGCCCGAGGAUGGUGCUUUAGGGGGGACCUCUGCUGACUUUGCAGAGAUGAGCUCGGAUGAGGACUCAGAGAAGUGUCCCAUCUGCCUUAACUCAUUCAACAGCCAGCCUGUUGCAACACCAGAGGACUGUGAGCACUACUUCUGUCUCGACUGCAUCCUUGAAUGGGCCAAGAAUGCAAACUCGUGUCCUGUAGACCGUAUUGCCUUCAACAACAUAUACCUAAGGAAAUGUUAUGGAGGCAAAGUGAAGAAAAUGAUCACUGUACAAAAGCCUGUGAAGGAAGGUCAAGAGGAAACAGUAGAUUUGGACCUCGAGCAGACCAAUUGUGAGGUGUGUGGUGGCAGUGACCGUGAGGACCGCCUCUUGCUCUGCGAUGGCUGUGAUGCAGGGUAUCACAUGGAGUGUCUCACACCACCUCUUGACUCUGUUCCUGUAGAGGAAUGGUUCUGCCCUGAAUGUGAAGCCAACAAUCGUCACUCAAGGGGUUCAGCUGAGGAACUUAGUGAUGCAGAGAGCCUGCCUUCCACUGCCCGCUCUGCCACCAGCCGCCAUCAGCCUCGUGCCACAGGUCCCACCAGAGCAAUCGCCCGAACUCAGCAGAGUGAGAGGGUUCGAGCGAAUGUAAACCGACAUCGCAUCACACAGGCACGCACAUCACAGUUUGCUCCCACAUAUCUGAUGCAGUCCACAUGGCUGGAUGAGACUAUUAAUGCUGUGGUGGCUGGGCUCAAUACCUCUGUGUAUAUACGGGACUUAACACCUCGUGCCCCAUCUAGCCGCAGGCGCAAGACUGGAAAGCGGAGAAAGGUCAGACGCAAGACGACCUCUUCUUCUAAGGGUAAAAUGGGUAAAGCUGCAAGUACAGGAGUCAAGAGGAGGAAACGGAGAGUGAGGAGGACUAAAUCCAGAAAAAAGCUGAUGUUGAAAAAGGCAGUCAACCCUCGAAGCCGUAUUGCUAAUAAUCUUGGAAUUGUAAAGGACAAGAAGAGUUCUUCACUUCCCACGGUAUAUCGGCCCUCAGAGCACACGCUAAGCAGUAUGCGUGCCGACAUAGGAGCUGCAUCCCUUUCUAUCUACGGAGAUCCAUUUGACCUGGAUCCAUUUGUGGAUCGUGAGGAGGAAGAGCAGCAGGCCCGUGUUACAUCGCUGCUGGAGGCAAAGAGGCGAGGGAUCUCUCGCUCUGCUCUUCGCUCUCACCAGCCUGUAGCUCGACCAGUCACUGCAAGCCUUUCCAGGAGGGGUAUGGAUGUCCCCCAAUCAGGGGGUGUUGUGGAGGCGGCUCCUGUGCCUGACCUUCUUGGCAGUAUCCUAUCAGGACAGAGCAUGCUCUUGAUGGACAGCUCUGAUGUCGUCAUUAAUCGGGAUGGUUCCCUUAAAGCUACAAAGCCAGUGAUGCCAUCCGCAUCAAAUCCAGGUAGCAGCAAAAGCAGUAGCUCAGGAGAUGCCAGCACCCAGAUCAGCGAAGAUCUACCUGGAUCCUCCCACAGCUCCAUGAACAGACCUUUGUCACAGAGCUCUGCUUGCUUACCACCUUCUACGCCCUACUUAGGAACCCACACACAAGCACCUCCCCAUUCUGAUUUGCCACCCAGGGGUCAUCCAAAUUUGCAGCCAUCUCGUCCAAACAGACCCACAUCCUCCCUUGGUCACCGAGGAACCAAUGGAUUUGGAGCCCCUAGGGAAACCACCUCCUCAUCCAUCCACCCUGCCCCAGACUCGAACUCCAAGAGCAAGGAAAUGGCUCCAUCACACUCCCAACCUAAAGGGCCUACAAAGCCCAUGUGGGUAGAUGUAUCGGUGCUUCCUCGGAUACCAAAAAUAAAAAGGGAGAGUAGCGGUGUCACAAAUGAUGGAGCUAGUCAAGGUGGCAGUAAUAGAAUUAGUAAUAGUAGGGGAAGUAGCAGUAAUUCCACCACUAGUAGCCAUGGUUACGGCAUGCCUGAAACGGGCAUAAACAGCCUUGCUGGGGACAAGACUAGGCAGCAAAGUGUAGACCAGCAAAAGGGCAGGGGUGAUGGACAGGCCCAGAGGCAUAGGUCUGACAGAGCAAGCUCGUCAACAGCCUUCUCCAACUCAUUUUCCUCUUCUUCCUCCUCCACUGGCUCACCUGCCAACCAGCCACAUUAUUCUUCAUCUUCCUCAUCUUCAGCAGCAGUGAGCUUCCGCAUUAACUCCAGUGGGAACUCCUGGCAUUCAAGGCGGUUAAGUAUUGCAUCAUCCUCUGCUACUGGGGGCAGCAUGCAGGAACCCUGGAGAGAAAAGGAAGAUGAAGCAAGAAAGAGACAGAUGCACAGGGAUAAACAGAUGCUCUUGGCAUCACGGACACUGGUCAAUAAGGAACAAGACGGUAAUAAUAUCUAUGAUCCCUUUAAUCCCACUCUUUCAGACUCAAGCAGCUCAGACAGUGAAGCUGAGAGCUCAAGCCUGGAUAGCAGCUCUCGACAUGCCACACACGAGGGGAAAGCUCCUAGUGUAGGAAAGAAGGAGGAUUUAUUGCAAAGAAAGCAGGACCUUGUUCAUGUGAAAAGUGAACCACAGGAGACUGAGGUCUCACAGGAAGAACCACAUAGAUCUAGUGCUCAGGAAACCAUAUCACUUGAGGUCAAAUGCUCACAGGUGUAUGUUAAGGAUGAAAAAGAAACAAGAUUAGUGGACACUAAAGUUGAGAAACAAACAGUAUUACUUGACACUAAAGUUAAGAAAGAGCCAGGGUUAGAUGAUGCAGGGGAAGCUGAACAGUGUGGUCACAGCGUAAAAAUGUAUUUGAAUUCAGAGACAGCAGCCACUACACCACCUGCUCAUCACAGCUUGAAUCUUUUAAAGACUGAGAAAGUGUCUCCGGAAGAGGCGAGAGGACAGAGAGAGGGAACUGCCAAAAGUGCCCCAUCUAACUGCAAGAGCGAUUCAUCGGCAUCCAGUUCUACGCCCACCAAGAAGAAACAAAAGGCAGAAUCUAAAUUGGAUUCCACAACCUGUUCCAAGUCCCCAUCAAGAGAUUUGGGCCCUAAAAAGAAACCCUCCAAAGCUUCAAAGGAGCAAUGCUCUAGUAGUUCAGAGAUGGACAGGGCCAGGAGAGGUGACCAUCAUACCUAUGGCCAGGGAGGCAGGCAGAAAGAAAAGGAGAAGGAUAAAGAAAGGAGUUCCAGGCGGUCAAGGUCCAGAGAGAAGAGGAGGGCACACUCAACCUCAGAAAGCUCUCAGUCCAAUUCGCCUGAUAGGACUUCCAGAAAGAGACAGCGAUCCCGGUCCCGAUCCAAAGGCAGGAGGCGGUCCAGGUCUGUUUCCAGCUCCAGCAGCAGAGAGCGUUCAAGGAGGAAGAAGCAUAAACAAACUAGUAAGGAGAGAAAUGAUGGCAGAGAGCGAGACAACGAGAGACAACGUGUGUCAAAGGAUAAGAGACGUGGUCGAUCUCGGUCAAAGUCUCAGUCUCAGUCUCGGUCACAGUCUCGGUCACAGUCACGUUCCAGGUCUAGAUCCACAUCUAGAUCAAAGGAUAAUAAACGUGGUCGGUCUUGUUCAAAAUCACGGUCAACAUCACGGUCUAGAUCCAGAUCCAGGGAAAGGAGGAAAGAUCGCACACGACUCCAACAACCAUCUCUCUCUUCUAGAGACAAGGUGAUGUCACGAUCAAAAGACAAGAGGAGACACAGGUCUAGAUCAAGCUCAAGAGAGCGGAGGAAAGAAGGAGGAUCAUCAUCUAAGACGUCACAGAAAACUUCAGGGUCCUGUGUUUCAACUUCUAAAGACACGAAGCAGUUACAGGACAAGAAAAAAGAGAAGGAUAUCAUCCAAAGCUCCAUCAAAGAGGAAAAAAUUUCUAAAAGGAAUAAACAGGAGUUGCCCUCAUGUACCCCCAUCUCUAAAAUUAAAAAGGAAUGCAAAGACUCCGGGGCAGACAGCAAGGCCACAACAGCAGAGGUGACAAAAGAGAUAAAGAUUGCAAAAGAAAUUAAGAAAGAAAAAGGACCUUCUCUUGAUAUGUUUGAAGAUUCUCCUGUUACUAAAUCAAUUAAGAAAGAAGAAAUGGACACAUCUACUUUGACAGAAAUCCAAGGUGUAGAUGAGGAGGGAAUCAAAGAAAACCUAAUCAAGACUGAGACUUGUGAAAUCACGAUUAAAUCAGAGCCAAGUUCCCCAGAAUUGUGCCAUUUACCACCUGUCACCUCAUUUUCCACAUUAACCACAUCUGUUACAGCAGACAGUCACCAGGAUGCAGUCUCUCAGUCCUACCCAGGCUUAAAGACUUCAACAGAACAACCAAACACUACAGGGUUGACUGUCUCUGUAAAGCAGGAAGUUCAGCAACCCUCAGACUCUGAUGAUGACUUCAAUGUCGAUGUGAUGCUUGACAACCUGGACUACGUAAAGUCUGAGCACACAGAGGCAAGUGGUGCAUUUGUCAAACAAGAGAAAGAGGUAGAGGAGGUGAAAAAUGAAGGAGAGCAGGUGUUGGCUGUAGUUGGAGCCAAAUCCAAGACUCAAGUGAAGAGGGUUACUUGGAAUAUACAGGAACCUGAGGGGCCGCAACCAGAGAAAUCUGCAAGCAAAGUGGCUCUGUAUAAACUGAAGUUGAAGCAGGAGGGAGUUCGCAGACCUUCUAUGACAGUCCAGACAACUAGUCAGGACGUCAGUGACUCCUCCAAGAAAGGGGGAGUCUGUCCCCUCAGUGCUUCCUCUAGGUCUGAUGGCCUAAAUCCAGAGGGGUUAUCAAUAACUGGACAAGGAGAAGCCGAGGAAGGGGAUUUGUCGAGGAAAGACAAGUAUUUGAAAAAGCUGCACAUGCAGGAGAGAGCUAUAGAGGAGGUGAAGCUAGCUAUCAAGCCUUUCUACCAGAGGAGAGACAUCAACAAGGAUGAAUACAAAGAGAUUCUCCGCAAAGCCGUCCAGAAGGUGUGCCACAGCAAGAGCGGUGAGAUCAACCCAGUGAAGGUGGGCAAUCUGGUCAAGGCAUAUGUGGACAAAUACAAACAUGCUAGGAAACACAAGAAAGGAGAGGACUUAGGGAAUGCACUGGAGGUACAGACUGAGGCCAUGAGAAGCUCUGACAGCCCCUGAGGAGGCGUAAACUGCAGGCAAGGACUGCCACACCCACCACAAACACUCAUUCACAUGUUAAACUAUGUUUUACUCCGUGUCCUACCCGAGUUAUGAUCUCAAACGCUCUGACAUAGCCAAUCUACAUGGUUAACUAAGAUUGCUCACGGAAGAUGGAACAUUUUGUACAAUGUCGAGCUUUCUACCCUAACAGAAUGUCUGAGGUCAAACAUUUUUCUCUGAUCACUUGAAAAGCACCUAUUGGUGUCCUGUGCUUGGACCGCCACUGCCGAAAAGUGGUCUUUUUGUGUAGUACAGCUCAGAAACUUAAUGGGAGACUCUGAGGUUGUGCCUUAAAGAGGCAAAUAUGAAAGACCCUCCCAUGGAGUGAUAAAUCAGGUAGCUUUCCCAGCAGGCAUAUCACUGGGAGGACGCAGCGUGGGCUUUGAGUUUUCUCCAGCUUUUUUGUUUUGUGGGACGGCAGGGGUAUUUAUCAGUGGCAAAACUAAUUUUGUUGGUUAAGAGGUGGUAUAAAAGUAUGCAGAGUAUGCAUAUUUAAGACAUUUGUCACAUUAAGAAACACUGUUAUGCAAUUUUUGUAGAAAAUUUAUCAGUAGAGUAAUUAAACAAUUUUAGAUUUGGUUGUAAAUAAUAUAGAUUUGAUAUAUCCACUUACAUGUUCCUUUCAUCUGUGUUGCCUGUUUAAAAUGAUUGACAUAAAUGGUUCUAGUUUAGAGUUGAUUGUUUUUUGUUUUGUACUUAAAAGCCUCUGUUAUCUGUCUUCCACAUUUCUAAUAUACCAUGUUUAAUGAGCUAAAGUCCAGCGUACUCCAGGUGAAUUGUGGCUCAGUAGUUUGAAAUUAACAACAUGGUUACUCUUCUCAAAUAACGGUCUCUUCUCUUUAGGCAAACUUGAUUUCUUAUGGUCUGAAAAAGUCUUGGAAUGUCAUCAUUAUCCUUUCAACCCCUGACUUAAAUGUGGAAAACCAGGUUUUAUAGAACCAGGGAAAAUUUUUGUUUUUGUGCCAAACUAGUAAAAAUAAUAGUAAUAAAAAAUGCACCGUUUCCCUGAAUAAGUAAGAUUUAAUUUGUUUUUUGGGCAUUCUGUUUUUAAACAUGGCGGCUACAAUACCACAGUGAGUUAGAUAGAUUUUACUUUGGAGUGAAAAGUGUUAUAAUAUCAAAUGCAUAUCUCAAUGAGGUUUAACCCCCUUUAUCUCACAAAAAAUGUUAAUGUGUAGAGUUUGUCACUGACCAACCUGGUACUCUCAUGUUCAAACAUUUUAACUACAAAAAUAUCUUUUUCUUUUUGUAUUUAUUGUUUAUUAAUAAAUAUUGAGCUAAUUUCAUUGGCAGAAUUUCAUGGUUUUGUGAUCAAUUUAUUGUCUGUAUAUUAGAAAAAUAACGGAACAUCUUAUAAACCACAGCGUUUUCCAAUGUAGGUAUAACAGAAGUAAGUACAUGCCUUUAGUUGGCAACACUGAAUUAGUCGUUUCAUUGUUAACCUUAAAGUGUCUGCAUUACUUGAUUCCGGCCUCAUUAAUGACUUUGGCUUGUCAGUGUAUCUUUAGCCUAAGAGCUCACUCUUGUCGAUAUCCCUUGCUACUCUUCAUUGCUUUCUUUAACUAAUUUCUACUUGUUCGCCAUUUUGUUUUCUUUACUAGUUACUUUGCCCACUGCAAAGACUGACCAGGUGGGCAGUUUGACAUUAAUUCGGCUUUAUAAAGCCAAGGACUGGACGAAUAUAAAAAUCAAAACAAAACAGGUGCUCAUUUAUCUGAAUGUAUUUCGUAUUUUUUUCUGUAUUUACUUGAUCAAACAUGCCAGAUGUUUCUAAGAGGGAACACAGUAAUAAAUGACUGAUGAUAAUUAGGGUUUUGUCUCAGUUUAAUUCAAGAACUUAGUCAUAUUCUGUCCUGUUAUAUUUGUUUUUAAGGAUUUCAGGUUUUGAAGUGGUAAAAUCUGAACAUAUACUAUGAGAAUCAUAGUUAUGGCUGACUACAUUCAUUUUUUUUCAGCCUCUUCAUAGUCAUUUGUAUUUUUUUUUCAGGGACAAUGUUUUAAUAAAAAAACAAGAUCUUU